Molecule: messenger RNA, 3339 nt
Organism: Diatraea saccharalis (sugarcane borer)
Lineage: Eukaryota; Metazoa; Arthropoda; Insecta; Lepidoptera; Crambidae
Source: the annotation of a GenBank genome assembly
AUGAGGUUGUUAUACAAAACUGGUCCAAUGGAGUCGCUGCGAAAGUGGUUCUACAAACCAAAGAGGGACGACCGGUCCCUCUUGGCCCAGUUCUUCUUCGCCGACGACGCUCUCAACAUGAUCGCGGCAGAGUUGGACUCGUUCGAUGGCCGCAAGGACCCCGAGAGGUGUUCCACCCUCGUGAACCAACUAAGGCACGCUCAGGACCGUGUUUUGAAUAUCACCAGUCAGAUCAUGGACCAAAUUUUGGGGGACGAGCGCGUUGCGAGAGGAUUCAGAGUGAAAUUUCCAGAAGACGUGCUGCAAGACAAUUUGGCCGGGCAGCUGUGGUUCGGAGCUGAGUGCCUAGCCGCGGGCUCUUCUAUAAUGAACAGGGAAGAGGAGUCGGCAGCGAUGCGUCCUUUGGCCAAAGCACUUACUCGCAGUUUAGAGACUGUGAGGUCAUUGCUGCGCGAGCAGUGUCUGAGGCCGCGUGGACACGCGUUGUCGCAACACGACGACAUGCUUCAAGAGAGCUUGCGGAUAUUCGACAGGCUGUUCGCUGAAUUCGAGUUGUGUUACGUGAGCGCAAUGGUAAACGUGAAAACACCUCACGAGUUCGAAGCGCAGCAGCUGAUAUGUGUCCUCUUCUCUGAGAGUCUACGCCGAGCACUUAAACAGAACCUUCUGACACAGGAACAAGUUGACUCAUAUGACCCCGCACUUAUGUUUGCCGUGCCACGUCUGGCGAUUGUCAGUGGUCUACUUAUUUACUCAAGUGGCCCUCUUAGCAUAGACAAACCACCAGACGAGAUGUCAGAUAUGUUUCGGCCGUUUCGUACUCUUCUACACAAGAUCCGCUCGUUGCUGUGGACACUCGACCGACGCGAGCUGUGCGCUCUAGAACGGUUACUUUGUUCCAACGAAGAUAUCUCCCAUCUGGCCUCACUCGAUCUACCCACAGCCGGUGAUACGUUGGAUGAAUCAUCGUGCCCGUAUCCAGAUAUAAGUGAAUUUGUGUCAAGGUUUUACGCAGACCAUGCGCACUGUCGAGAUCUCUACACUCAAAGUUCCAUUGAACCCACAAUAACAGACGCGGAUUAUCUCCCAGACAAUAUUGAAGUAAUGACUCCCAUCUUAGACGGCCUAAGUCGUCUAGAUGCAACGGAUAAUGACCACAGACAAGAUAGACUACACACGGAACAUAGAUACGAUAGAUUACAAACAGACACUAUCAGUACAGAUACCCUUCAAACAGACGACAGCGAAUGUCGCAGGAAAACUAGCAGGGCAGAAUCUUCCGACCUAUCAUCCCUAAGGAACCUAUCUACUAAUGGCCUGAUGACCUUCGAUCCUCUCCUAAUAAACGCAGCUUCUACUUCGACUACAGACAAACAAAUUCCAGAUCCGGAUUUAGUUACUUCCUUGAACGAACAAGUGACCGAAAUAGCGGAUAGACUGUCUUCUAUAAUGACGUCAGAUGUCGAACUUGAACAUAGUGGGAAACAUUCGUUUUCGACCAAUGACGUGCCGUCGAUAACUGACACUGAAACAUUCGGUCUAGGCCCAAGGAGUGAGCAGGCCAGCUGUAUGCCUUCUACUAGCCAUGGAUACCUAAUACCGAACGCGAUAAGUCAUGAGCCCGUAGCUCUCUCUUUAUCACAUAAUAAUUCGGCCGUGUUCAAUCAAGAAGACGAGACUCACGAUACUAACGCUAUGAUUAAUUCAGAUCUCCUUAUUAUACCUGAUAAUAUAGAUGCAGAAAUAGUGAAUGCUAACAUAUCAAUUGCUAAUGCUAAUUUAACUUCUCUACUUUUGACUAACGAAGAAUUUAGGAAUAGUUUUAUAAGUGAAAACGUGGAAGGCGACAAUGCUAGUUUCCAUUCGGCGAAAAUGACUUUAGACAGGGAAGAGGAUGAAAAGGUUAAGUUUAUGCUGGGAUAUGAGAGCGAUCAUGAAUCUCCGGUUGAUUCUGGAGUUAGUACUGAGAAUACAAGUUUAGAUAGGUCGCCGGACACCGAUCAGAAUAAGGAUAUAAAAGGCAAUCACUUUAUGCAACAGAACAGGGUAUUAGAGAAUCCCGAUGAGAAGGAAGCCAAGAACACUCUAGAGAGCUCUUUUUCAGAUGUAAAUAAUGAUGGUUCUGUAAAUAUAAAUUAUGUUGAACAGUACACUCAGAAGAAUGAAGCAGGCUCUUCAAGUAUAGACGUUUUGAAUAGGAUAUCUGAUGAAGAAGGUUUGAAUGAAGCGACUAAUUCUAAGUUACAAGAUUGGGGUGCUAAUACUCCCCAAGAAGAGUUCAGGAGUAUAGACGAGGUUAUAACAGAAUUGAGAAGACAAAGAGAGUCCGAUAUAAAGAUAAGUACAUUAGUCAAUGACAAUAAUAGCACAGAUGUGCCCACUCAGAGUACGUCGAGGAAAAAAACUAGAAAGAAUGUAAAGAGCAGAAGAAAAAACAAGAUGUGGUCUCCAGGCAUGGUGAUAUUGGACAAUAGAUCGACGCAGAAUCAGAAUAAUACGUUGAAGUUGAAUUUGGACCAUUUUGUUGAUGAGAGCGGAACGUCUUGUGGUGCUUCGGAAUGUGCUGACGAUGAACAAAUUGCGUUAGCUUUGCAAGCACAGGAACUGGAGGCGAGGCAACAGGCGAGAGGGAAGUUCAAGUCAAGCGAAGAUCUCAUUCAUCGCCUAUUCGUGUGUAUAGCUGGUGUAGCGGAUCAGCUCCAGACCAAUUUUGCUGCGGAUCUGCGUAACAUACUAAAGUCAGUGUUCCUUAUGAACCAAACGCCGGAAGCGCCUGACACGCCGGAACCAGAAAUCAAGGAGCCACCGCAGACCAUAGAGUAUGAGGCCAGUGAAGAUCAGGUCAUACAGAAUGGCAGCUCUUUUGAUAGCGUAUACUCAGCAGAGGAAGUUUACGCAGACAGUACAUCGGAAUCGACGCCGUCAGAAUCGAACUCCAGACUGGUUCGUCGUAACACUGUGAAUGCGGCCACUAUGGCUGCUGAGCAAGCUGCGACCAGUGACAAUAGAAGAAAGUCCGUUGAUAACGCUAGCAAUCUGCAAGCUUCCGUGUCUACAGGGGACCUCACUUACAGCCGUGUAUCGGAGUGUGGUGUGGUGGAGCGGGCGCCGGAGUGGGUUCCGGACAUAGCGGCGCCGGCGUGCAUGCGGUGCGCUGCACACUUCACGGCGUUCAGGCGGAGACACCACUGCCGGAACUGCGGUAAAGUGUUCUGCGCUUCUUGCUCGUCUAACUCGAUCCCUCUCCCCCGCUUCGGUCAGCUGAAGCCGGUGCGAGUGUGCGACGAGUGCUUCCGGAACAUAGCCACAGAAUGUCGCCGCGCCCCGCACAGGUGCUAG